UAAAAUAUAAAUAAUGUCAAAAUCAUACCAUUACCAAGUUUAGUAUAUUGCUAAAGAUUAAUAGGAGUAGAAAAGAGAUUCCUAGCCAUAACGAAAAGUAAAUUAAAUAUAAGAUUAGUAUAGUCACAUAAUAAUUAUGAUGGAUAUUAAAGAAACAAAAAAUAUUACACGAAUCGAGGGCAUUAUUAAAAUGACAAUAAAAGAGUGGAAUACGAAUGUAUUUAUAGUAUUAUUAUUAUUAUAAGAGAAAUAAUAAAUAUGCUAACCCUAAAAUAAUGUUUAUGAUGCAAAAUUAUUAGUUUCAGCUUAUCGAGAAUAUUAAUAACCCCCUGAAGACAUCAUAUAGCUGACCAAAAAAUUGCCAUAAUUAUUUGCAACUAAACCAUUCAAACCUAUUUCUUAGACAGCACAAUGUAAUCAUAGUGACGAAGAAGAACCAUAAUGGAUGCAAGAAUCUUAAUUUAAUGCUCCUUUUUAAGUAAAUGAUAUAGAAAAUGAAAUUUAAUAAAAAAGAGAAUAAUAUUAAAAAGAUCAUGGAACUUUUGAGAAAAAAUAAGAAUAAAAAAGAUAAAAAACAGAAGAAUUUUAAAAAAACUAAGAUGCAAUAAGUAGUAUUGAAAUUGAAAAAUAGAAGUACAUAGAAAAACGGGAAUAAGAAUUAAAACAAUCCUAAGCUGCUAAUGAAACUAAAUAAAAACUAUUUGAGAUUUUUUAUUCAAAUAUUGAAUCUUAAUAAAAUCCUGUCUAGAUUAAUCAUAAAAUAUUAACAGUAGAGGAAUUAGAAAAAUUGCAAUUAUCAAACUAAAAUAAUACUAAAAAUAACCAAGAAGAAGCAGAGAAAGUUUAAGAGACCUGCAUUAGUGAUGAUGAAUUAAAUUAACUUUUGGGUCUUAAUAACAAUAAUGCAAACUCAAACUCUCAAAUUGAGGAAAAGGUGCCUUCAGUUCUUUUUAAAAGUGAAUUAAUUAAAACUUCACCAUUUUCUAUUCAAGCUCAAUUACACAAUAAAGACAUUAAUGAAUCUUUAUGGUUUUAUAUUGAUAAAUAAAACAAAGUAAUUUGGAUUUUUUAUUUAGACUUAAGGAGGGUUUCCAACUAAAAAUAUGGAUAUAUGGUUUUCAUAAAAUUACUUAAAAUCAAAUCUCAUGAUUUCUUGGGGUUCUCCUGGAAAGUGGAUAUAUUUAGAAUAAUUUUAAAACAACUUAUAAAUGAUAUUAUAAGGAACCUUAGAUAAAUUAAAAGCUAUGGAUCCUUCGGCUGUUGAUCAGGUCAAAGCUUACAAGCCUGCUCAAUCAAAUUAAUUAUAAUCAUGGAACAAUCAUUAAAAUUAUGUUUAAAAUAAUAAUAAUCACAGAUAUCAAUAUAACAAUUACAAUAAUUAAUAUGGAUAAUAAAGAAAUAGAAAUAAUUAAAAUAGAACUAUAUUUUAGAUUGGAUAAAAGGAUUCCUAGUAAAUGAAUAAUAAUUAGUAUUAUUAUUAAAAUGGAAAUUAAUAUGAAUAAUCAGGUGAAGGAUUUAUUCUUGAUCCAAAGAGUUUUCCAACACCUGAUGAAAAAUGA
This is a messenger RNA of Paramecium sonneborni, 1559 nucleotides long. Lineage: Eukaryota; Ciliophora; Oligohymenophorea; Peniculida; Parameciidae. The record is from the annotation of a GenBank genome assembly.